AACAGUAGGUAUAUAAUCAGAAACCAAAAAUGGGGGACUAACUACAGCCACUUAUGAGAUGCUGCUGCUCUCUUCUUCCAUCCCCUUGAGUUGGGGAACUUUCUGUCCCUCUCAAGCUUCUCUCAACUGCACUUUCGGAGUUCCUUUUAAUCACUCAAAGUUACAAACUUCUCUGAGAUUCUCAGCUUUUAAAACCAGAGCCACCUUUGACGAAAAGGACCAAAAUUCUCAAGCUUCCAUUCUUAUUCAAGAAGAGGAAUUCAAACAACCCAACUGGGAAGUUGAAGAGAGUGUAAGAGUACUGAAAAAUGCUGCAAAAACAAGAAAGGUUGCAGCAGGGGAGAUACUGGCUGCUUUCUCUGUGAUUGAGAAAGCAAAAAUUGAUUCUUCAAAGUUUCUUGAAACUCUUGGUGGAACCGAAUCUCCGGGGAGGACGUGGAUGCUUAUUUUUACUGCUGAGAAAGGUUUAGAACGAGGUAGAUAUUUCCCAAUUACAGCUGUUCAGAGAUUUGAUGCAGCUGCAAAAAGGAUCGAAAAUGGUGUUUUCUUGGGGCCUCUUGGAUUCUUGACAUUUGAAGGGAGGUUUUCAUGGAAGAAUAAGAUUCUUGCUUUUGUAUUUGAGCAGCUUCGGAUAAAAGUUGGACCAUUGAAUCCCUUUAAUAUCAGUAUUAAGGGAAAAGAUGAAAGAGAGCCGAGCAAUAAGGAUAAGGAUCCAUUUUUUAUCUGGUUUUACAUAGACGAGGAAAUAGCUGUUGCUCGAGGACGGAGUGGGGGGACAGCUUUCUGGGUCCGUUGUCGACGUGUUGGCUAUUCCUAAAAGCUUUUGUAUGUAUAUAUAGUUUGACUUUCUCAAUGCACAUGACAUUGGAUCGAAAUACUAUACCGAUGAAAUUGUGAAGUAAUAAGCUAUAUGUAAAGGAAUUAGGAGACAAAUUUGUCAAUGUUUAUAGAAAGCCUUCGUCUCGUUCACCGUUUCA
Messenger RNA from Nicotiana attenuata, 977 nucleotides. RefSeq lists its product as uncharacterized. Lineage: Eukaryota; Viridiplantae; Streptophyta; Magnoliopsida; Solanales; Solanaceae. Bases 59 to 817 code for a protein of 252 amino acids. The record is from RefSeq and is a predicted model, not a curated record. The transcript is spliced from 4 exons.